Funneliformis caledonium is the source of this 219-nucleotide messenger RNA. The record is from the annotation of a GenBank genome assembly. Lineage: Eukaryota; Fungi; Glomeromycota; Glomeromycetes; Glomerales; Glomeraceae.
AUGCAAGAAGAAGUUUUAACUAUAUUGAAUAACAUUAGCUUGGCAAAGGAUAAACUAAUUCCAUGGGUAUUAUCAGAGAUAUCUUGCGCAUUUACUAAAAUGUGUCAUUUUAUUUGGAAUCAAUCUCCAAAUAAUACUAAUGUUGGAGAAAGUGCGCAUGCUAAUGUAAAUCAUGAUGGACGUAAUCUUUCUCUUCUUGCUGGUAUUAUUAGCAGGUAA